Molecule: messenger RNA, 536 nt
Organism: Teleopsis dalmanni
Lineage: Eukaryota; Metazoa; Arthropoda; Insecta; Diptera; Diopsidae
Gene: RpS20
Product: 40S ribosomal protein S20
Exons: 4
Coding region: 110-472 (120 amino acids)
Biological process (GO): translation
Cellular component (GO): ribosome; cytosolic small ribosomal subunit
Molecular function (GO): RNA binding; structural constituent of ribosome
Source: RefSeq, a predicted model, not a curated record
UUUACUAUUCUUUUCCUCGGUCAUUUCAUUUUCAACCAGUAGAACUUUUGGUUCAGCGCUGCUCAAAAUAAAAAGAUUUGAUUAACUCGACCAAAGAUUUUACAUAAAUAUGGCUGGUACUAAUAAAGAUAUCGAGAAGCCACAAGGUCCAGAUGCUGCAUCAGUACAUCGCAUCCGUAUCACUUUAACUUCCAGGAAUGUACGUUCUUUGGAAAAUGUGUGCCGCGAUUUAAUCAAUGGCGCCAAAAACCAGAACUUGCGCGUUAAGGGCCCAGUACGCAUGCCAACUAAAACUUUACGUAUUACAACCCGUAAAACACCUUGUGGUGAAGGUUCAAAGACUUGGGAUCGUUUCCAGAUGAGAAUUCACAAACGCAUUAUUGAUUUGCAUUCGCCAUCUGAAAUCGUGAAGAAGAUUACUUCCAUCAAUAUUGAACCUGGUGUAGAAGUUGAAGUUACCAUUGCUAACUAAGCAUUUUUUUUACAUUCUUAGUAUGUAAAAAUGAACUUUUUUUUAUUAAAAAAGUAAAAUUAAA